AUGUCUACUCGCCACCCACCCCAAAAGCCGCCGGUUUUCACCAUAACGCCGACCGGCAUCAUUACCGAGAUCAACCGCCUCAUCUCAGCAUCCCAGGCCGCCCAGCAGGCCAUCACACACUCCGUGACAACCUCCAACGCAACCUACGACAAAGUCCUCCUCUCCCUUUCCCGUGCGGAAAACGCGCUCGCAGCGGAGUCCACCCUUCUCCUCUUUCACAACGCCGUGUCUCCGUCCCCGGAAGUCCGUGACGCCUCUGCCAGGGCCCGCAGCGCCCUCCGCGAAUUUGAGCUGGAAUGCUCGAUGAACGAAGACCUUUUCCGCCUCGUCGAUGCUGUUUACAACAACAGCGGCGAGGUCCAAGGCCUGGGGCCCGAAGCCAGAAACUAUUUGAACAAGAAACACAAGGAGUUCGUCAAGAACGGUCUGCGCAUCCCGGCUGGCCCCGAGCGGGACCGGUUCAAGGAAAUCCGAAGCCGCAUCGAAAGCCUGACGUCGGAAUUUUCCAAGUCACUGGCCGAGGCCGAUGUCUCCGUCUGGUUCACCCCCCACGAACUCGACGGAUACCCGCAAGACUCGCUCGCGCGUCUCGAAAAGGGAGAAUCUGGGGGUGAAAACGAGGGUAAGCUACGCAUCAGAAUCCCGAACCACCUCGCCCCCGUUCUCCGGACCGUAUGCAACUCCGAAACUCGGAAGAGCGCCCGCCUGGCCUACGAGAACCGCUGUCCGGAAAACGUCGCCGUCUUCCGCGAAGUCGUAGUCCUCCGCCACGAAGCCGCCCGUCUUCUGGGCUACACCGACCACGCCUCCCUUAGCGUCGAGGACAAGAUGGCCGAGUCUCCCCGGCGCGUUGACGCCUUCCUCUCCUCUCUAAGGUCGAAGCUGGCCAAGGCAGGCGAGGCUGAACGCGAGACUCUUGUCAGGCUCAAACAGCGCGAUGUCGAGGCCCGAGGCGAGACCUUUGACGGCCGGCACUUCUUCAUUUGGGACGUACCGUACUACAGGAAUCUCCUCUCGCGAGAGCAGUACUCCGUCGACCACGAAACAAUUUCGGAGUAUUUCCCCCUCCAAGCGACAGUCGGGGGAAUGCUGCGCAUCUUUGAGCACCUCUUCGGGAUGGCGUUCCACGAGAUUGAGGGCGACGAGAGGGAUCGUUUGUCGUCCACCGGCAAAGGAGACGACUUGGUCUGGCACCCCGAUGUCCAGAUCUUGAGCGCGUGGGACGCUGAGAGCGAGGGCAGCGGGUUUCUAGGGUAUCUCUACCUCGACCUUUACCAACGAGACGGGAAACGAGGCAAUCCCGCCAAUUUCAGCCUGAUCCCGGGCUUCACUAACCCAGACGGAAGCCGUACGCAUCCGUCGACGGCUCUGAUCUGUGCCUUUGCCCCUCCCCCCUCUGCUCACCAGCCAACCCUCCUCCGCCAUUCCGAUGUCGUGAUGCUCUUCCACGAGCUGGGUCACGGCAUUCACGACCUCGUCUCCCGCACGCAGCUCGCACGGUUCCACGGGCCCAUGGGCACCGUCGUCGACUUUGGCGAGGCGCCGAGCCAGAUGCUCGAGAACUGGUGCUGGACGCCAACCCAACUGAGGGGUCUCAGCCGACACUACUCGUACCUGUCCGAGGCGUGUCUCAAGGACUGGCGGGCUCGCGUGGGACAAGAGGACGCGCGGCAGCCGCCCGAGAAGAUCCCGGAAGACGUGGUCGAAGGUCUCAUCGAGGCUAGGCAUGCCGGACAGAUGAUGGGCACGCUGCAUCAGCUCUUCAUCAGUAUCUUCGACAUGGCCGUCCAUCAGCUCGCGGGCCAAGACGCCGUCGAUAGCGUUGACUUCACGCAGCUGUGGAACAGGCUUCGUAGGGAAAUCGUCCCGACCGAUGACCCGUCCGUUCUGGGCGAGGGCGACGGAUGGGGACACGGAUACACCAACAUUGGACACCUGAUGGACGAGUACGAUGCUGGAUAUUAUGGCUAUUUCUUCUCCAAGGUCUACGCGCAGGAUAUCUUCACCAAUGUUUUCAAAGAAGCCCCCAUGAGCCAGGGAGCAGGCCGCAGGUACCGCUACGGCGUGCUCGAGAAGGGAGGGAGUCAGCCUGAGAUGAAGACGCUCACGGAUUUUCUGGGGCGUGAUGUCCGGAUGGAGCCUUUCUAUGAGGAUUUGGGAUUGACCAUCUAG
Molecule: messenger RNA, 2172 nt
Organism: Colletotrichum higginsianum IMI 349063
Lineage: Eukaryota; Fungi; Ascomycota; Sordariomycetes; Glomerellales; Glomerellaceae
Product: Metallopeptidase MepB
Exons: 3
Coding region: 1-2172 (723 amino acids)
Biological process (GO): peptide metabolic process; proteolysis
Cellular component (GO): mitochondrial intermembrane space
Molecular function (GO): metalloendopeptidase activity
Source: RefSeq, a predicted model, not a curated record